Stegodyphus dumicola is the source of this 1624-nucleotide messenger RNA. It is a transcript of the gene qless, whose product is annotated as decaprenyl diphosphate synthase subunit 1 qless. The record is from RefSeq and is a predicted model, not a curated record. Gene Ontology annotation, cellular component: mitochondrion; transferase complex. Gene Ontology annotation, molecular function: prenyltransferase activity. Gene Ontology annotation, biological process: isoprenoid biosynthetic process; ubiquinone biosynthetic process. Lineage: Eukaryota; Metazoa; Arthropoda; Arachnida; Araneae; Eresidae.
GAUCAACUGCGGCAGAAAAGUGAGGUGAGCAGCGUGCAUGGCUCCGGCGAGUUAUGGGUUUCUCUUCGUUAACAAGGUUUAACUCAGUGACUGUAAGACUUUUAGGCAACAAAAAAUUAUUUCUGUGUAUCUUACCUUCAGUGAGGUGUGUGCAUUUAUUCCCUUCAUUUUUAAUGAAGCGACAUCUGGAACUCUCACCCACCUCUUUCCUGAGCAGAAUAGAAUGUAUCAAAUGAACAAACUUUUUAUAGGCAAACAUCUCAGUUUCCUGCAAGUGUGUCGCAGUUUAUGAAAAUGGUAAAUAUUUUACAAACACACAGAUGGCGGUGGCACUGGUUUAUACACAGAUCAUCCAGACAGACAGCUUCAAGGUUAAAACAGUUCUCAACAUGCUCAAGACUCCAACAGACACCUGUAGCUCAAGUACCACACAUGCCUGGUACUUUUGUUGACAUAGAUCCUUUUAAAUUAGCUGAACCUGAUCUCACAAAUCUAUAUUCCGAUAUAAGAAAGGAACUCUGGACAAAAAGCCCUCAUCUACAACAAAUAUCUAGCUACUAUUUUGAUGGUCAAGGAAAGGCAUUCCGUCCUGUAAUGGUUGUACUGUUAGCUAGAGCUCUGAAUUAUCAUAUCUUUGAAUCUAAUAGACUUUUAGAAACACAGCAUCGAAUGGCCAUUAUAGCUGAAAUGAUUCAUACAGCUAGUUUGGUACAUGACGAUGUUAUUGACACAUCAGAUACAAGAAGAGGAAAAUCCAGUGUAAAUGUUUUAUGGGGUCAGAAAAAGGCUAUAUUAGCUGGUGACUUCAUAUUAGCCCAGGCUGCACGAAUCCUUGCGCAGUUAAAUAAUGAAGAGGUAGUUCAUCUUUUAGCGCAGGUUCUUUUAGAUCUUGUGCAAGGUGAAUUUAUGCAAAUGAGCUCUACAGAAGAUGAAUCAGAAAGAUUUUCUAAUUACCUCCAAAAAACUUUUAAAAAGACUGCCAGUCUAACAGCAUACACGUGUAAAGCAGCUGCUGUCUUAGGUGGUGCUGAUAAGACUUUACAAGAAACAGCUUUUCAGUAUGGAAGAAAUGUUGGCAUUGCUUUUCAGUUAAUUGACGAUUUAUUAGAUUUCAUAUCCAGUCAGUCGGAGUUGGGUAAACCAGCAGCUGCAGAUUUGAGACUUGGACUAGCAACAGCUCCAGUACUAUAUGCCAGUCAGAAGUAUCCAGAAUUAAAACCACUGAUUUUGAGAGGUUUUUCCAAUCUUGGAGAUGUAGAAAAGGCAUAUGAAGCAGUAUUAAAGAGUGAUGGACUUCCUCGUACAAAGCUCCUUGCAGAACAGCACUGUAAUAAAGCACUGAGUCAUAUUUCUAUAUUAGCUGAUUCUAUUGAAAAAAGAGCUCUUGUGGCUGUGAUUGAAAAAGUCCUAGAAAGAAGCAAAUAAUAUAAUAAUUGGAUUUCUUUUAUUAUUAAGCCACUGACAAUGCAAGAUGAUCUGACUUUUAAUGCAAAGUAACAGGCAUUCUUUGCUGAGAGAAAAAGAGUUCACUACAAUGCCUUACAGACUAUGUAUAAAUAUUUUAGACAUGUUACUGUAAAGUUCUGUGAUGGAAUCAUGGAUUAAAGCCUUGCGGACUAAAUCA